Apodemus sylvaticus (European woodmouse) is the source of this 2306-nucleotide messenger RNA. RefSeq names its product calcium voltage-gated channel auxiliary subunit beta 2 (gene Cacnb2). The record is from RefSeq and is a predicted model, not a curated record. Gene Ontology annotation, biological process: regulation of voltage-gated calcium channel activity; calcium ion transmembrane transport; chemical synaptic transmission. NCBI's taxonomy places the organism in Eukaryota, Metazoa, Chordata, Mammalia, Rodentia, Muridae. The transcript has 13 exons. Gene Ontology annotation, molecular function: high voltage-gated calcium channel activity; protein binding. Bases 1 to 1794 code for a protein of 597 amino acids. Gene Ontology annotation, cellular component: voltage-gated calcium channel complex.
AUGACCCAGAAAGCCCAUAUGGGUUCGGCAGACUCCUACACCAGCCGCCCAUCCGAUUCAGAUGUGUCUUUGGAAGAGGACCGGGAGGCAGUUCGUAGGGAAGCUGAGCGGCAGGCCCAGGCCCAGUUGGAAAAAGCAAAGACAAAACCUGUUGCAUUUGCAGUUCGGACCAAUGUCAGGUACAGCGCAGCCCAGGAGGAUGACGUCCCGGUGCCCGGCAUGGCCAUCUCAUUCGAGGCCAAAGAUUUUCUGCAUGUUAAGGAAAAAUUUAAUAAUGACUGGUGGAUAGGACGGCUGGUUAAAGAAGGCUGUGACAUCGGAUUUAUUCCAAGCCCGGUCAAACUAGAGAACAUGAGGCUACAGCAUGAACAGAGAGCCAAGCAAGGGAAAUUCUAUUCCAGUAAAUCAGGAGGAAAUUCGUCAUCCAGUUUGGGUGACAUAGUACCCAGUUCCAGAAAAUCGACACCUCCAUCAUCUGCUAUAGACAUAGAUGCUACUGGCUUAGAUGCAGAAGAGAAUGAUAUUCCAGCAAACCACCGCUCCCCUAAGCCCAGUGCAAACAGUGUAACGUCACCCCACUCCAAAGAGAAAAGAAUGCCCUUCUUUAAGAAGACAGAGCACACUCCUCCUUAUGACGUGGUACCCUCCAUGCGCCCAGUGGUACUGGUGGGCCCCUCUCUGAAGGGAUACGAGGUCACAGAUAUGAUGCAAAAAGCACUGUUUGAUUUUCUAAAACACAGAUUUGAAGGGCGGAUAUCCAUCACAAGAGUCACUGCUGAUAUCUCCCUUGCCAAACGCUCAGUGUUAAACAAUCCCAGUAAGCAUGCAAUAAUAGAAAGAUCCAACACAAGGUCAAGCUUAGCGGAAGUUCAGAGUGAAAUUGAAAGGAUUUUUGAACUUGCAAGAACAUUGCAAUUGGUAGUCCUAGACGCGGAUACAAUUAAUCACCCAGCUCAACUCAGCAAGACCUCUUUGGCCCCUAUCAUAGUGUAUGUAAAGAUUUCUUCUCCUAAGGUUUUACAAAGGUUAAUAAAAUCUCGAGGGAAAUCUCAAGCAAAACACCUCAAUGUCCAGAUGGUAGCAGCUGAUAAACUGGCCCAGUGUCCUCCGCAGGAGUCAUUCGAUGUGAUCUUGGAUGAGAACCAGCUUGAGGAUGCUUGUGAGCACCUUGCCGACUAUUUGGAGGCAUACUGGAAGGCCACCCACCCUCCCAGCAGUAACCUCCCCAACCCUCUCCUUAGCCGGACUUUAGCCACCUCAACUUUACCUCUGAGCCCCACCCUAGCCUCUAACUCACAGGGUUCUCAAGGUGAUCAGAGGACUGAUCGCUCUGCUCCACGGUCCGCUUCCCAAGCUGAAGAAGAAGAGCCUUGUGUGGAACCCGUCAAAAAAUCCCACCACCGUUCUUCCUCAGCCACACACCAAAACCACCGCAGUGGGACAGGUCGGGGCCUCUCUAGGCAAGAGACAUUUGACUCUGAAACCCAAGAGAGCCGAGACUCCGCCUACGUGGAGCCAAAGGAAGAUUAUUCACAUGAACAUGUGGACCACUAUGUCCCGCAGCAUCGUGAACAUAACCACAGGGAUGAUACCCACAGCAGCAAUGGCCACAGACACAGGGAGUCUCGCCACCGCUCUAGGGACAUGGGUCGAGACCAGGACCACAAUGAGUGCAGCAAACAACGAAGCCGGCAUAAAUCUAAGGAUCGCUACUGUGACAAAGAAGGGGAAGUAAUAUCCAAAAGAAGGAAUGAGGCUGGCGAGUGGAACAGGGAUGUAUACAUCCGCCAAUGACCGUGCGUGUCCUCCCUGCCCCCAAGUCUUGUGUGACGUCAUCAUCCUUAAGCAAAAUCUUUGGGGGCUACAUUGCAGUCAUCUGUGAUCUGUCUUGUAUAUUUUGUAUUGCUGUUGCUUCAAUAGCAAUAGCAUGCAAUCAAGUAUUACUAUACAUUCUUUUGUAAGUACCACAGAAAUUGGCCUAGUACAGCUGCAGUCCUCCGUCUAUAUCCUAAACUCUUCAAAAGCUGUUUGGGUAGCUGCCACCUCAACAGAGUGGCUUCAGAAACGUAGUUAAUGUAUCCUGAGAGCCAGAUGCAGCACAGAUAACAAGUGGAAUUUCUCCGUAUUUUUAAUACCCAGAUACCUGACCUGUCAUUCUUCAUGGGCCACUGUUUCUUGCUUGUACCUCUGGCUGACUAAAUUUGGGGACAGAUUCAGUCUUGCCUUACACAAAGGGGAUUAUAAAGUUAGAAUCUAUUUUCUAUGUACUAGUACUGUGUACUGUGUAGACAGUUUGUAAAUGUUAU